AUGAGGAAUAGUGAACGAUACCGUCGUCACUCCCGAUGUCUUGAGUACAGAGAGGGUGAUCAGAAUGGUGGUGAUUCUCGUGAUGUGAUGAUGGUAGAGGUGGUGGCGGAAGCGGUGUUGUUGUUGGUGGUGGUGGUGGUGGUGGAUUCCACAACUGCUCGCACUGCUGUUCGAUCUCCUUGUGACUUUUUCCUCUGGAGGUACUUGAGAGAUCAGGUGUAUGCAGAAAACCUGCAUUCGGAAGAAGAGCUCCACCGCUCUAUUGAAGAGAAAAUAUCAGCAAAUCCUCUGAGACUUACUUCAAAGGUACAUCAGAAUAUGUUCCGGAGGCUCCAAGAAUGCAUUGUAGCACCACUAGAACAUUCUAGACGGACAUCUCUUUCAGCACCUGGUGUAAGGAUCCCGUUGAACCAGAGCCCUGGACCGGCCGGCGGGGGUGUGGGAUAA
Messenger RNA from Gryllus bimaculatus (two-spotted cricket), 447 nucleotides. Lineage: Eukaryota; Metazoa; Arthropoda; Insecta; Orthoptera; Gryllidae. The record is from the annotation of a GenBank genome assembly.